UCUGAGUCCACCGGCUCAGCUCGCCUGGACGGCGCGGCCGGCAGGCCUGGGUCAUGGCUGGCGAGGCAGCGCAGCCGGGGGUCGAGCCGCUGGCCUUCGCGCGGUUCCUGGACUCGAGUCCGCAGCCUUUCGUUUAUGGGUACGGCGGGCGCAGCCUGCGCGAGAUGCGGGAGCGCGAAUUCGGCCGCCUGGCAGGAACUGUCUACCUUGACCAUGCAGGAGCCACGUUAUUCCCCCAGAGCCAGCUUACAAGCUUCACUAAAGAUCUCAUGGAAAACCUUUAUGGUAAUCCUCACAGCCAGAACAUCAGCAGCAAGCUCACCUAUGAAACAGUGGAGCAGGUCCGCUACAGGAUCCUAGCGCACUUCCGCACCUCCCCAGAGGACUACACUGUGAUUUUCACGGCAGGGAGCACGGCUGCUCUUAAGCUGGUGGCAGAGGCUUUCCCAUGGGUGUCUCCAGGCCCGGAGAGCAGUGGGAGUCGGUUCUGUUACCUCACUGACAGCCACACCUCCGUGGUGGGCAUGCGGAAGGUCACCACAGCCAUGAACGUCACUUGCAUCCCAGUCAGACCAGAGGACAUGUGGUUGGCGGAGAAACAGGAUGCGGCCGCCGCCGGCGACCCUGACCACCAGCCUCCGCAUCUCUUCUGCUACCCGGCUCAGAGUAACUUUUCCGGGACCAGAUAUCCCUUGUCCUGGAUAGGAGAAGUCAAGUCCGGGCGGAUGCGCCCCGUGAGCGCGCCUGGGAAGUGGUACGUGCUGCUGGACGCGGCCGCCUACGUGGGCACCUCGCCACUGGACCUGUCGGUUCACCAGGCCGACUUUGUCCCCAUCUCCUUCUAUAAGAUCUUUGGCUUCCCCACCGGCCUGGGAGCUCUGCUGGUGAAUAAUCGUACUGCUCCUCUGCUGAGGAAAACCUACUUUGGAGGUGGCACGGCUGCGGCGUACCUUGCAGGGGAAGACUUCUACAUCCCGAGAGAAUCAGUGGCUGAAAGGUUCGAAGAUGGCACCAUCUCAUUCUUAGACGUGAUAGCACUAAAACAUGGAUUUGAUGCCUUAGAGAACCUCACAGGUGGAAUGGAGCGCAUCAGGCAGCAUACCUUUACCCUGGCUCGGUACACCUACGCCUCCCUGACUGCCCUCCGGUACCCCAACGGAGCCCCUGUUGUGCGGAUUUACAGUGACUCUGAGUUCAGCAGCCCAGAGGUUCAGGGUCCAGUCAUCAGCUUCAACGUGCUUGACGAUGAUGGGAACAUCAUUGGUUAUUCCCAGGUGGAUAAAAUGGCCAGUCUUCACAACAUCCAUGUGCGAACCGGCUGCUUCUGUAACACUGGGGCCUGCCAGAGGCACCUAGGGAUAAGUGACGAGAUGGUCAAGAAGCAUCUUCAGGCUGGUCACGUCUGUGGAGACGACGUGGACCUCAUAGAUGGGCAGCCGACGGGCUCCGUGAGGAUUUCGUUUGGAUACAUGUCCACACUUGAGGAUGCCCAGGCCUUUCUCAGGUUCAUCAUAGCCACCUGGCUGCACCCGUCUCUCAGCCAGCCUCUCCUUCUAGCCACCCCCAGGCAGGCAGGAGCCCCGCCAGCUGAGAUGGAGGCUCAGAACACCAUGUCUGCCACCAUGGACAGAGGCGGCCUCUCUCCUCAGGAAGAUGCUCUCGCAGACCCUGGGGUUUGGAACAGCUCACCCACCACUGUGGAUGCUGUGACUUUGUGCCUACCUCUGCUGGAGGCCACCAGAACCCAGCAGACCCCUUCAGAGAAAACUGCAGGCAUCCCCGGUGGGGGUCUUGGGUCACAUGUUGUCACCAACCUUUACCUCUACCCGAUCAAAUCCUGUGCUGCCUUUGAGGUGAUCAGGUGGCCUCUUGGAAAUCAAGGGCUACUGUAUGACCGGAGCUGGAUGAUUGUGAAUCACAAUGGCAUUUGCCUGAGUCAGAAGCAGGAGCCCCGGCUGUGCCUGAUCCAGCCCAUCAUUGACCUGCAGCGAAGGGUCAUGGUCAUCAAAGCCCAAGGGAUGGAGCCCAUAGAGGUGCCGCUUGAGGAAAACAGCGAAAGGGCUCAGAUCUGCCAAAGCAAGGUCUGUGCAGACAGGGUGAAUGCUUACGAUUGUGGAGAAAAAAUUUCAGCCUGGUUGUCAAGGUUUUUUGGCCGUCCAUGUCAUCUGAUCAAACAAAGUUCAGACUUUCGAAGAAAUCCGAGGAGAAAACAUGGCAAAGAUCAGCCUGCUUGUACAACAGCCACCCUUUCUCUGGUGAACGAGGCACAGUAUCUGCUGAUAAACAGAUCCAGUGUUUUGGAACUUCAGCGGCAAUUAAACAGAAGUGGUGAGAAUGGGAAGGAAGAAUUAUUUCCAAUGAAAGAUCUCAUCUCACGUUUCCGUGCCAAUAUUAUUACCAAUGGAACAAGGGCUUUUGAAGAAGAGAAAUGGGAUGGAAUUUCAGUUGGAUCCUUGCAUUUCCAGGUUUUGGGGCCUUGUCACAGAUGCCAGAUGAUUUGCAUCAAUCAGCAAACUGGUCAACGAAAUCAAGAUGUUUUCCAAAAGCUUUCUGAGAGUCGGGAGAGAAAGGUGAACUUUGGAGUGUACCUGAUGCAUUCGUCUUUGGAUUUAUCUUCUCCAUGUUACCUGUCUGUAGGAUCCGAGGUGCUCCCUGUGUUGAAAGUAAACACGGAACAUCACUAUUUACCUGCUUCUGAGAAACAUCAGGAUGCUCUCUCCUAAAAUUUUGUUUCAGGAGUUCCUGUCGUGGUGCAGUGGUUAACGAAUCCGACUAGG
Messenger RNA from Phacochoerus africanus (Common warthog), 2777 nucleotides. RefSeq names its product molybdenum cofactor sulfurase (gene MOCOS). Bases 54 to 2723 code for a protein of 889 amino acids. The transcript is spliced from 15 exons. Gene Ontology annotation, biological process: Mo-molybdopterin cofactor biosynthetic process. Gene Ontology annotation, molecular function: molybdenum cofactor sulfurtransferase activity; pyridoxal phosphate binding; molybdenum ion binding. NCBI's taxonomy places the organism in Eukaryota, Metazoa, Chordata, Mammalia, Artiodactyla, Suidae. The record is from RefSeq and is a predicted model, not a curated record.